Hydractinia symbiolongicarpus is the source of this 3249-nucleotide messenger RNA. RefSeq names its product lethal(3)malignant brain tumor-like protein 4. The transcript is spliced from 18 exons. Gene Ontology annotation, biological process: regulation of DNA-templated transcription. Gene Ontology annotation, molecular function: zinc ion binding; protein binding. The record is from RefSeq and is a predicted model, not a curated record. NCBI's taxonomy places the organism in Eukaryota, Metazoa, Cnidaria, Hydrozoa, Anthoathecata, Hydractiniidae. The coding region runs from base 217 to 3018 and encodes 933 amino acids. Gene Ontology annotation, cellular component: nucleus.
GGAGUGUUAUUAUUCAAAAGAAUAAAACAUUGAACUUUUCAUGGCUCAGAGCCAUCGAGAACAGAAAUAGUUUGUGAACUACUUUGGCCUCCUUUGAAGGGUGUUUCAAAUAGUAACACAAGAUAUAUAAGCUUUAAAAAACUACCUAAGACUCAGUGUUGCAUUUUGGUGGGGAAAAGAAGUGAAGUGCAGGACAAGAAAAAGAGGCACAAUAAAAUGGAAAUGAAAACAAAAUUUCGUUCAACAAGAUCUUAUGAAGGCCUUGAAGAUACUGAUGGAACACAAAGUCCAAAAACAAGAAGACGUAUAGCAAAUAUGCAGCGCAUUAAACAACAUGCAUCAAAUGUCGACGAAAUUAAUCUGCGCAAUCCAACAGAUGGUUCUUCUGCUGAGAAAACUUUAGAUACAAGUAUUAACAUUAAUGAAAAUAAUAAAAUAGACCCUACAAGUAUUACAGAACAUGACUUAGUAGUUGAUAAAUUUUUGGACAAUCAACUAAAUGAGGUAUAUAAACAUGAUAUUUUAUCAAGUCAGGAAAAUGUGACACAUUACGAAGUAGAAGAGGACUCUAUAGUUGAUCCUGGUGUAGGCAAGGCAAAUGCUAUUGUGAAAAAUGUUAUUAAAGAAGAGUUGUGUGAGGAUGAACAUACUGGGGAUGAUGACAAGGAAAGUAUUUCAGAUCGAAGGAAAAAAAGGAAAACAAAGUCAAAAUAUAAUAAUAUGGACAAUAACGACUUAGAGAAAAUGUUAAAAUGGAAGAAUGGUGUUGGAUAUUUGCCAGGUAGCAAUUUAAAAUUUCGAAAAUCUGAUAUUGGAGCAUUAGACUUAAUAACUCCAAGUGACGAUGAAGCAGAACAAGAGGGAAAUGAAGAAGAAAAUUCUCUUGAGAAAAAGUUCAGAAAAAGAAGAGCUGUAAAAAGGCAGGAAGGUGGAGAGUCCACUCCGCUCAGUGCAACAAAGAUAAAAAAACUAGACACUCCAGAGCAUGAAAAGAAAAAACGAAAAGAUCGUAAAAAGAAGUUUGCUGAAGAUGAAUUGUUAAAAUGUGAAACUUGUGGCUGUUAUGGAUUGAUAUCUGAAUUUCGAUCAUCAGGUCGUUUCUGCAGUCAACGCUGUGUGGGGGCAUAUGCAAGUAAAAGAAGAGCUGAGAUGAUAGCCAAACAAUUUGCAAGUGGGGAGAGGCCAUUGCCAAAGACUGUAAAACGACCUUUAAAGAAAAAGAAAAGAAAACACAAGGACACUCCAAAUCGAAGUCCAUUAACGGAUAAAAAUAAUUCAACUGUGCUAAAUGAAGAAGAAAAAAUUUCAGAUGAUUCGACCCUGUAUUAUGAUGCUGUUGGUCGUGAUGUUGAAUUUGAUUGGGAUAUAUAUUUAAAAGUAACAGACACACAACCAGCAAAUCACGCGGCUUUUGUAAAGGAAUAUCCAGAACUAGAUUUGUUUCCAACGCAUGCUACCUAUUUUAAGCCAACUAUGAAACUGGAAUGUGUAGAUAUCAAGCAUCAAUCACAUAUUUGCGUAGUGUCUGUGGUCGAGGUGCAAGGUGCGCGUAUGCGUUUACAUUUUGACGGUUGGUCGGAAAGUUACGAUUUUUGGAUUAAUUGUGAUUCUCCUUUUCUUCAUCCGUGUGGCUGGUGUAAACAAAACGGACAGAAACUAAACCCACCUAGAGGUAUACACAUGGACGAUUUCAGCUGGACGGAUUAUUUAGAUAAAACUGGAUGCAAGGCAGCGCCUGCUCACUUAUUUCAUUCCCCAUCGCCGACAUUACAUGGAUUCACAACAAACAUGAAACUUGAAGCUGUUGAUCGAAAAAAUCCUGAUUUGAUCUGUGUGUCUUCUGUAAAUAACGUCAUAGGGAAUCAUUUUCUGAUUCACUUUGAUGAGUGGGAUGAUCAGUAUGAUUACUGGUGCAAGGAAGACAGUCCCUUCAUACAUCCUGUAGGAUGGUGCAUGGAGAAUCAAGUCCCGCUCGUUCCACCAACUGAUGAAAUGGUGAACAAAUUCGUGUGGGAAGAUUAUCUCAAAGAAACAAACAGCAUUGCUGCUCCGAAACAUAUCUUUAAACAGAGAGAAGAAGAGUUUUUUGAAGCAAUGUCGAAAUUAGAAGUUGUUGAUCCUCGCAAUCCAUCACUUGUACGUGUUGCGACUAUCACUGAGGUUGAAGAAUACAGAGUAAAAAUUCAUUUUGAUGGAUGGAGUGAACUCUACGAUUACUGGUUUGAUUAUGACUCGACGGAUUUACAUCCAGUGAAUUGGUGUAUGAAGACUGGUCAUACGUUAGAACCACCUCCAGUUGGAAAGGACUUCGAAGAUGCACGUUCAUGUGGCACGCCUGGUUGUCGAGGUAUUGGUCACAUCAAAGGUUUGAAGUACACGACGCACCACACGAGUUUCGGUUGCCCGUACACCAAUCAAAAUCUCCACCGCAGUACAGCUCCAGUUGUCGAUCGCCUCGCACCGAACGCGAUGACUGAAGAAACCUCCAUAUGCAACCGUAUUCACAACAAAAAGUUUCGCAGCCCUGAACCUGAUGUCUUUCCAGAUUCAACAACGAAAGAAGAAUCGAAAAAGACUCCAUUCGGCCGUGCAACUGGUAAGCUGCUAAAGAAACGACACCGACUUUCCGACACACCUCUCAACAACCAUGAUAAGACUGGCGUGAAGAAAAGAAAAAGAAGAAGAAGUGAUGAAGUAUCAUCUUCAACCAGUCCUUCUGCACAUCAUAUAUACGACUCAAAACAACCACACAAGCCUAUUCCAUCUACACAUAUACCAGCUGGUCAUUCGUUGUACUUACAAGGAAAGGCUCUUGUCAGUAAAGCCAUACCAUGGUCACAAGAUGAUGUGGUUGAAUUCUUGAAACGAAUAGGACACGAGGAUCUUGUACCGUGUUUUGUAGAUAACCAAAUCGAUGGACAAGCAUUACUUCUUCUUAGUCAGGCUGACUUGGUGCACCACUUAAAGUUAAAACUGGGACCUGCUUUAAAGAUAUACAGUGAAAUAUCCAAGCUUUGACAGACCAGGAGACUACGCCUGAAGACUCCGCAGAUUUCAUCUCAACAUCAAAAUAUAUUGGACCUCUUCAUUAAUUUGCGCGACCCAAUUGGUGUGCUUAAAUGACGUAUUAAUGAGUCCAUACUACUUCUGGAAAACAUUUUCAAAAAUAAAGAAAUUAUAUAGUUGUAUAUAUUAUAUUAUAUUUAUGUUAUUUUAUAUAUAUGUUGAUUUAUAACUACUGAUCAUGAA